This is a messenger RNA of Mauremys mutica (yellowpond turtle), 6460 nucleotides long. It is a transcript of the gene ARHGAP30, whose product is annotated as Rho GTPase activating protein 30. The record is from RefSeq and is a predicted model, not a curated record. The coding region runs from base 328 to 4149 and encodes 1273 amino acids. Gene Ontology annotation, biological process: small GTPase-mediated signal transduction. The transcript is spliced from 12 exons. Gene Ontology annotation, molecular function: GTPase activator activity. NCBI's taxonomy places the organism in Eukaryota, Metazoa, Chordata, Testudines, Geoemydidae.
CGGGGGCUCCCCACACCCUGGGGCUGGGCUUUCAGGGCUUCGUUCCCAGGCCACAGACGCUCUCUGGACUGAUUUCUCGUUUGGAUCCAGCCCAAGCGAAGAUUUCGGCAGCCAGAGGUUGAUGCUGUAGAGGCGACUAUGGGGUGGAUUUGAGGAAGAGACACCUCCCUGGGGCCGCUCGGUGAAUGGCAGCCAUCAAAGGGGCCGUGGGCUGAGGAUUUCCUCACCAGCCCGCCCAGCCCCCAUGUGGGCCAGGUGGUCCCAGCGGGAAGGGCUGGGGCUUGUGUGUUAGAGCCCGGAAGCCCCCGGGCUGCUCCAACCAUCCCCAUGUCUCUCGCCAUGAAAGCCCGGCAGAAGGUGAAACGGAAAGGAGCAGCCAAGGACCGGGUCUUUGGGUGUGACCUGCUGGAGCACCUCCAACACUCUGGCCAGGAAGUUCCCCAGGUGCUGAGGAGCUGCACGGAAUUCGUCGAGCAGCAUGGCAUCGUGGACGGGAUCUACAGGCUCUCCGGGGUCUCCUCAAACAUCCAGAAGCUGAGGCAGGAGUUUGACAGCGACCGCUGCCCCGAUCUCAACAAAGAUGUGUACCUGCAGGACAUCCACUGCGUCAGCUCCCUCUGCAAAGCCUACUUCCGGGAGCUCCCCAACCCCCUGCUCACCUACCAGCUCUACGACAAGUUUGCUGAUGCCGUGGCCAUCCAGAUGGAGGAGGGACGGCUGGUGAAAAUCAAAGAGGUGCUGAAGGAGCUUCCAUCCCCACACUACAGGACCCUGGAGUUUCUGAUGAGACAUCUGGUUCACAUGGCUUCCUACAGCUCCCAGACCAACAUGCACGCCAGGAACCUGGCCAUCGUCUGGGCGCCCAACCUGCUCAGAUCUAAGGACAUCGAGGCCUCUGGGUUCAACGGCACGGCUGCCUUCAUGGAGGUGCGGGUGCAGUCCAUCGUCGUGGAGUUCAUCCUCACCCACGUGGAGCAGCUCUUCAGAGACGCCCCUCUCUGCGGAAGUGACCGCGAGAACUUCCGGAAAUCUCUCCUCCUGUCCGGCUUGGGGUUGCCAGGAGUCCACCCCGACAGCCAGACCAUGUCCUACAACUUGCCUGCCAUGCUGAACCAGGGAGACGGCCCGCCGCAGAUCCGCCCCUACCACACCAUCAUCGAGCUCAACGACCACAAAAGAAAAGGCUCCUUGAAGGUAAAGAAAUGGAGGUCGAUCUUCAACCUGGGCAGAUCCAGCAAUGACUCCAAACGCAAGCUGGCCAAGGCAGAGGAGAAAGACGACAAAUCCAUUAAAAUGAGCUUGCGGCCGGCUAAAAGCAUGGACUCCCUCAGCUCUGUGCCGGACGCUAACGAUGACAAUGCCAGGCUGGGCAGGAAGAGAUCACAGAAACAGGCCCCCCAGCGCCGCGAGAGUUUCGACAGCCCCUCCUCCCGGGAGGAGAGCUUUCUGGAGUCGGACGAGUACCCCGACGGGAAAUUCCAGGGCGAGGAGGGGCAGCAAACGCUGGAGUCCGAGAGCGAAGCCAGCGCCAAAUCAGAGCCCACGACCCCCAAGGCCGGUCGGGCCUCGCUGGUGGGGGGUGCCCCGCAGGGCCGCUCGCCCAUGACUGCACGGAACCGGGCAGAGAAGUGCGCUGGGGUCCAUAUCUCCGUCCCCUUCUCAGUUACCGUCCCCUUCCACAUCACCUCCAACAUCUCCCUGUCCCGCCUGACCCGGGGGCUGGAGUGCCCGGCCCUGAGCUAUAGCCCCUUAGACAAGGAGGCUCUGGAGAGGUCGUCCAAGGAGCUAGAAGCAGAGGAGGGGCUGGGGGCUAAGACCCCCCUCCCCGAGGAAGAUCACGUGGCAGAUACAAAGCCGGCGAGUACUCUGGACUCAGAGGAGAACAGGCUGUCCAUGGAGGUGCAGGACUCCUUCUCAUUUCUCGACAACCAGGACACCUGGCAGGACUGUGGCACGGAAGGCGACCAGCCAGAGAAGAGCUUGCUGGAAGAGACCACCUCCGAUUUUGCUGGGGACAUGCUGGAGGGCUUCCAAGGAAUGGAUGACGACAUGGAGAGCAGGUUCAUGAAUCAGGAGUUCUCGGUGGAGCCGCCCCCGGAGUACCUCUCCAUCGAGGAGUGCAUGAACGAGGAGCAGUACUACCUGGCCGCCAGCUGCUCCGACACCGAGGAGCUCUCCAAGGAGACGGACUCCGAGGAGGUGUUCCUGAGCGCCUACGAUGACCUGAGCCCCUUAGCUCCCGACCUAGAGAAGCUGCGACAGCUCGGUGCGGAGCACGGGUGGGAUGUGCCUCUCCCAGAGGGGGCGCUGGGUGGCGAAAUGGCUCAAGAGGUGCUGAGCAACCAGCCCCCAGGACCUGCUGAGGAAGGGCCAUUAGCUAGCGACACCAACGGCUCCUCUUUGACCAAAGAAGGCAGCAGCACCAAGGUGCCUCUGCCAGACGGCCCUCAUGCUCCAGAACUAGCCACGCCCUGUCGGAGCAAGGAAGCCGCCGAAGAGCCCCAUAGCGCCCUUCGCCAGCCAGAGGGGCUCAAAGGGAACGGGGCUGAGGGAGAGGCUGUGGAGCCCAGCCCAGCCGUCCAGCGAGAAGAAGACAUAAAAGUAACAGGGGGCGAUGGUCUGGAAGCAGGCCCUGGCCCACCCAGAACUCAGCCCACCACUGAUGUAGCACCAGUGCGGGAGCACCGGGGCACAUGGGCUCCGGAGAGCGAAGGCCACGGAGCCCAAGCUAGCCAUGCCAGAGAUGAGCAAGCGCAGGCCCCGAGGUUAAGGGAGGCAGAGCUGACUCUGUGUGCUCAGAGCCAGGAGGCCGACAGACGUGCCCCAGAGGAAGUGAGAGCGCAGGAGGGCCAAGGGAGCUCGGCUCCUCCCAUGCCAGAGACCAAACAGCCAGAGAGUGGAAAGGACCCACCUCAGCCUCUUGCAAUGAAGACCGCACCUACCCUCUCACCGGGAUCGGGGCCCGAGCCCCCCGCUGUCCCCAUAUGUGAGAGUGGCCCCAUGUCCACUGCCCCCUUUCUAGAGACAGGCCUCGAGACCACCGCUGUCCCCCUGGAUCAGAGUGGUCCCCAGGCCUCCAUCUCCUUGCUAGGGACAGACCAUGAAGCCCCCACCGCCCCUGGGUAUGAGAGCGGCCCUGAGGCUGCUCCCUUGCUUGAGACUAGCUCGGAUCUUGUGUCCUGGUCUGAUGCUUCCCCGUCGCUGGGGAGUGGCCCCACAAGCCUUCCCCUGGAAUCUGGUCCACUGAAGCCUGUAGACCUUCCCGCUCUCCCCGAGCCUGACACGCCGGCUGGGGUGCGCCCUGACGGCAGCGCCCCCAUGAGGGUCACUUCCAGCACUGUCCAAGUCCAGCAGGUGAAAUCCGUCCCCAUAGUGCCCCCCAAGCCCCAGUUUGCCAGGAUGCCUCCUACCGUGAAGAUGAAGAUGCACCUGGGUGAAGCAUCCACGUGGCCCAAGCUCUCUGCUUCAGAGAAGAGCUCCGGCGGUGGGGAGAGCAGCCUGGGGAAGGGGGCCUCUCUCCAGAGGCAGUCGCACCCUGUCAGCCUGGGUGCGUGCUGCCAAGUCGCAGAGGGCACAGAGUCGAACGAGGAGUCUCCCCCGCCCGGCCCUGUGGAGAAGUGCCCCAGCAGCACAGAGAGCCAUGAGCCCCCCGAGACUUCCCUCCAGAAGCAGAGGCGAGCCAGCUGGCGUAACGGCGGCAGCAUGUCUUUCGACACGGCGGUGGCCCUGGCCAAGGAGAGGCACUUGGCCCAGACCCCGGUUCGGAGGAUGCAGACCUAUUGCAUGGGGGAUGGUCGGGAGAUGCACGGCGUUCCCAAGAUGGAGAAGCCCCUGCCGUUCCCUAGGCCUGCCCUAAAGCCUGUGGGCCAGCGCUCCCUGAGGCCGCUGAGCUGCACUGGUGCGCUACUGUCUCCAGACGCCCUGGCUAUGGGCAAGCACCCACCCCUGCCUGACACGGCCUGCGAACCACGCCUGGUGCCUGGCCAGGAGCCGCUGCCCUUCGCCCAGGAGCCCGCAGCAAGGAGCAGGCUGAGCAUGCCCAGGCUUGGCCAGCGACCGUCAGACAUGGAAGAGGCAGUGGGGCCUCUCACGCAGCAGCGGCGGUCGCUGGCUUUUGAAAUCAGGGACUGUGGAGGGUCGGAGUUGUGAGGGAGCGGCGGGGACAGUUCCAUGCUCAUUGACUGGUGGGCUGCCAAAUCUCAACCAACAUGGGUUACUGCCUUAACGCACCAUCCUGCACCCGCUGCUCCGAGUCCAGCCCUGCUAUGGGUGGCUGGCACCGGACGACUGGGGCUGGGAGGGUUGGGUUGUGCAGCAGGAAGAAACAUCGUACGGUUCGGGGAGAGGGUCUCCUUUCCAGGAGCAGCCUCUCCGAACUGCAGUGGGCCACAUGAGCCCCAGCCUCAGCCAGAGCUAACGCUGUUCAGACACGAUCGUUGAGCCAGCCAUUCCCUCCGCAUCUCCUCCAGAACAGGGAUGUUCAUCUUCAGCGCAGACAAGAACAAUGUCUGCUCCAGCCAGCUAGAUCCACUUCCACCGGGGCUGAACCUGGCCCAGCUUGGCAUUGGGUGGGUGGGGAAAGCCAUGGGGCUGGUGCUCCUGUGAAUAAUUUGAGGCUGGAUUCUCCAACGUGCUGAGAACUCACAAAACCCACUGGAAGUUGCAGGGGGCCAGCACCUUUGAGUGAGGCCACCAGUUCCUAUCUCCAUCCCCGGGCGAGAGAACGCCAGCCCAGGAGACAAGGGGGGGUCAUGAUUUUUAAAACAAGAGCAGCGGAGGGUCUCUCCAGAGACGGCACUGGGCUGAAAAACCACAGCAAUCUUGCUCCCAGCUCCCCCACCCCUUUGCAGUCAUCUCCUCUUUUGCUUUUAGGAAAUAAACAGGUCAAGAAAGUUUCCUCUCUCUUGAAUUCAGCCCCAGGACUUUCCCCUGCCUCCUGUUAGUCUGCAGCCCUUAGCGGCAGGGACCUGCCUGGUAGGUCACAGAACCUUUCAUUGCUAAACUUGCAGCCUGCCCGGGCGGGUUGUAACUUAACGGCAUCAGCUGAUGGUUGUUCCUGAAACAAUGUAGGGCAAGCAGCUGUUUAUAGCCAGCUCCUUGUAAUUUCAGAGAAACCACUGGCACUGCUCGGCCUCCUUAUUUGUGGUCGCCAGGCUCAACAGAGAGGCCAAAGAAUGAACCAGCCAUCGGUGGCUGGGCUUCUUUCUGAUGCUCCCUCCAGGGCACGGUUAGCACAUACAUAGGAGAUCUUGCACCUCUGCAGCCCAGCCUGUCCCCUUUCUCUGGGCAGAUAGCAGGUGUCUGUGCAGGGACACUGCCUAAAGCCCUAGAAAAUCUACUGUAGGAAAUGAGCCUGAAUCAGCUGGUUGCUGGGCUAGGUGGGACGUACAGUCCAUGGCCACCUCUAACGUCCGUCCUCCUGCUGCCUGUCAUUUAUGAAAGUGGCAGCCGAGUCCUUGGGUUUCCACUCACUUUUCUCUUCGUGUUGUUCCAUUAGUAGUCUUAUUUCAUUGGUCUCUUUGGGUUCUCCAGCCUCUUGUUAAUCUGAGAUGGCAGCUGGGUUGGGUUUGACAACGAUUCGUAGCUACCGUACCCUAUCACGGGAUAAUAAAGAUAGUUUGGAAAAAAUCCGCACAGUUGUGGUGAUGGCUUUUAAAACGAGAUCCUCUGGCCCUGUGCUGCUGAGUCCUCCUGAACGGGCAAUCCAGAGACGCCACGCCAGAGUAGGGCACCGCGGGUGCUUGGGUUGAACUGGGCCGAACGGGGCCAUGUCGUGCCUUGCCAAUACAGUACACAAAGGGCUCAUGUCACUUUAAAGGGUGUGCAAAUGAAAUGAGUUCAAAAGGCGAGGCCAGUGGCACUGCCAGCUUGGCCUUCUGCGGACAAAGAGCUGGGUUCAGAUCCUGUCUGAUUUGAAAAUGUGUGUGCACUGAGGUAAGGGGGUGGGGGGUGCACUCUCCAUGCCCAACCUGGUAAGGGCUGGGGCCUUCAUCCCCACUGGCUCGCCUCACCAAAACCACUCAGGCCCCGAUCCUGCAAGGAGCUCCACAUGCCCAGCUCCCUGUGCUGAGCCCUGUUGAUUCAGUGGGGCUCUGCAUGGGCACAGGGGCCUACCCAGCUGGAGCCAUUGCAGGAUCAGGGCCAAUGCUUGGUCUCAUUGGGCUGACGUGCUCAUGGGAUAGCCAGACUGGAGUAGCAAGGAAUGGCGCAGGCCAGGCAGUAGGUGUUUCUGCUGAGCUGGUUGGACAGGAGCUAGGCUCCCUGAAGGUUCCACAGCAGCAGAACUACGUGAAGCCCCGGACUGGAAUAGGUGAGGACAGUGGGGCAGGAGUGAGGUUUUAAAAAUAACGGGCCUGAUUCUCAUUUCCUUCCACCCAGACCUGUUCCCCCUCCUCUGGCAGUGCCCAGGAGUCUUAAGGCGAAGGGGAAAGAUGAUUAGGUUUAGACAAAAAAAUGUAAA